UUACUCUUUUUUUCCCCUUGCAUUUUUCAGAUUCUGAUGACACUUGUCUCGAUGACACUAUCAUUAAUAUUCCUUUCACCAUUUUGGAAAGUGGACCUACGCAAAUAGCAGGUGCGACUGGAGAACAAUUGGGACACUUGGAAAGACGUGCAGAUGGUACCAGCGGUGGAACCGAUGUACGUAACGAUCCCGAUGAGGAACAGGAACAACCCAAUGUAUUGCUGUCUCCUGGAACAAGACUGCGAUCAAACAGGAACAGGAAUCGUCGCGCCAGAAGAGGAGAACAUAUUGCGCGCACUAUAAUGCAGAGUGCUAGUCGAGAGGCCCAGCUUACCCGGAGAACACAGGAACGGUUCAUGGACAUUGUUCACGACAGCAUGAAAGACUGUAGGAGGACAGAAAUGGAACUUGUAAAUAUUAUGAAGGAAGAUGUUAGGAGAAGUGCACAGGACAGACAGAGAAUGUUGCAGUACAUGGAGACCAUGACUGAACUGUACCGGAGGAAAGUAGAUCAUGAAUGUUCACUUCCAACGGGACAACAUGUUUCUGUCGCCCAAGGAACUAUGCACACAUCAUUCAGGGCAUCUCCGGGUGAUAUUCCUCCCUCAACACCAGGCCCAGCUGUAUGUACAGAUUUUCAGGAGCAACCAUCCACAUCGUAUGUUGGUGGGCAAUUUCAAGGGAACAAUUCCCCUGAACUCUUUGAUGAACUUCCUCCUGCUUAUGCUCCUGAUGGUUGUCCUGUCACUCCUACUAGUAACAUUCUAGAUGAUGACAACACAGUAAAGAACAUCAACAGGGAUGUUCAGAAUGUUGUGGAAGUCACUGAUCCCCCUCAGAAUGAAGGCUGCAUUGGAACCGUGCAAUGUGUGAGCAAUGCUGGAACAUCUUCCUUGCAAUGCGCGGUUGCACCUCAACAAAAACAAAAUAAACCAUGCAGUUCUCGUACUGGGAGGAUAAUCAAGAAAAAAAAAAUAUUUUCCCCAUAA
Messenger RNA from Sceloporus undulatus (fence lizard), 989 nucleotides. RefSeq lists its product as uncharacterized. The transcript is spliced from 3 exons. Lineage: Eukaryota; Metazoa; Chordata; Lepidosauria; Squamata; Phrynosomatidae. Bases 303 to 989 code for a protein of 228 amino acids. The record is from RefSeq and is a predicted model, not a curated record.